This is a messenger RNA of Nannizzia gypsea CBS 118893, 483 nucleotides long. RefSeq lists its product as hypothetical. NCBI's taxonomy places the organism in Eukaryota, Fungi, Ascomycota, Eurotiomycetes, Onygenales, Arthrodermataceae. The record is from RefSeq and is a predicted model, not a curated record. Bases 1 to 483 code for a protein of 160 amino acids. The transcript is spliced from 2 exons.
AUGGCCUUGCAUACCUUGAUGAUCUAUCAGGUGACGAGAAGUCACCUGUUCGAGGGCUUGCGAUAUAUAGAUCGCGACGAGGCCGGGUGCAGCAAGGGGACGGGAGGCCAGAGAGACCGGCCUGGCGGAUGUCUGGAUAGAGAGACGCAGCUGGACGAUGAGCAGAAGCCGUCGACGGACGAGAGAGCGAGAAGAAGCGGAAGACGAAGAGAGCGAGAGAGAGAGAGCGAAGGGAAAACUCACGUGGCGAGGCUAGGGCACGCUGCACACGCCACUUGCGCACUUUUGGACAGGACAGGACAGGCAGAAGUGAUAGGUGAUGGUGAUGAUGGUGAUGAAGAUGAAGAUGAAGAUGAUGAAGGUUAUGCAGAGAUGACUUCCUGCAUCUGCUGUCAGACUGAGGCCGCAGACGUGGUCUGGAGUCUCGUUAGAGUGUUGGCUGGUGAAGUAGAAAGCCGAGUAGCUACUGGUCGAGGAUGGUGA